Messenger RNA from Pichia membranifaciens NRRL Y-2026, 1026 nucleotides. RefSeq lists its product as hypothetical. The record is from RefSeq and is a predicted model, not a curated record. Gene Ontology annotation, molecular function: fructose 1,6-bisphosphate 1-phosphatase activity. Gene Ontology annotation, biological process: fructose 6-phosphate metabolic process; fructose metabolic process; sucrose biosynthetic process. Gene Ontology annotation, cellular component: cytosol; cytoplasm. NCBI's taxonomy places the organism in Eukaryota, Fungi, Ascomycota, Pichiomycetes, Pichiales, Pichiaceae. The transcript has a single exon. Bases 1 to 1026 code for a protein of 341 amino acids.
AUGUCCGACUCCAAGACCCCAAUUGACACCGACUUGAUCACGUUGACCCGCUUCAUCAUCGAGGAGCAGCAGAGGCUGGCGCCCGAGGCGACAGGGGAGCUGUCGCUCUUGCUCAACGCGUUGCAGUAUGCGUUCAAGUUCAUCGCGCACACAAUCAGAAGAGCGGAGUUGGUGAACUUGAUUGGUCUCUACGGACAGACCAACUCGACCGGGGACGACCAGAAGAAGUUGGACGUGAUCGGCGACGAGAUCUUCAUCAACGCGAUGAAGGGCUCCGGGAACGUGAAGGUGUUGGUGAGCGAGGAGCAGGAGGACUUGAUCAUCUUCGAGGGCAACUCGGGCAACUACGCCGUCUGCUGCGACCCGAUCGACGGGUCGUCGAACUUGGACGCCGGGGUGUCCGUCGGAACGAUCUUCGGCGUGUACAAGCUCCAGCCGGGCUCCACGGGCUCCAUCAAGGACGUGUUGCGCUCCGGCAACGAGAUGGUGGCCGCCGGCUACACCAUGUACGGUGCGUCCGCGCACUUGAUGCUCACCACCGGCUCCGGCCUCAACGGCUUCACCCUAGACACGAACUUGGGCGAGUUCAUCUUGACCCACCCGCACUUGAAGCUCGACGACAGCAGCCACAAGAAGAUCUACUCCGUCAACGAGGGGAACUCGCACUACUGGAGCGACGACAUCAAGGAGUACAUUGCCUCCUUGAAGCAGCCCCAGGCCGACAACCACGACAAGCCCUACAGCGCCAGAUACAUCGGCUCCAUGGUGGCCGACGUCCACAGAACGUUGUUGUACGGUGGCAUCUUCGGCUACCCGGCCGACUCCAAGUCCAAGACCGGCAAGUUGCGUGUCUUGUACGAGUGUUUUCCAAUGGCCCUCUUGCUCGAGCAGGCCGGCGGCAUGGCUGUCAACGACAAGGGUGAGCGCAUCUUGGACCUGACUCCAAAGAAGAUUCACGAGAGAAGCGGCAUCUGGCUCGGCUCCAAGGACGAGGUCGAGAAGUUGUUGACCUUCAUCAAAAAGUAA